Molecule: messenger RNA, 5124 nt
Organism: Sardina pilchardus (European sardine)
Lineage: Eukaryota; Metazoa; Chordata; Actinopteri; Clupeiformes; Clupeidae
Product: ras-related protein Rap-2b
Exons: 2
Coding region: 302-853 (183 amino acids)
Biological process (GO): Rap protein signal transduction; negative regulation of cell migration
Cellular component (GO): plasma membrane
Molecular function (GO): GTP binding; GDP binding; GTPase activity
Source: RefSeq, a predicted model, not a curated record
AAGUCGCUGCGCGCUGUAGAGUGUGGGCAGGAAGAGAGUGUAAGAGCGCAUUGAUUACUCUUUGAACAGAAACGGUGCUCAGGGUACGGCAGGGUGUAGCAUGUCACGUUGCUAAUGCUGUGGCACGGUCGAAAUCAACCCAACACCGUCCCUAAACACCGAGCCUGCACGUUCCCCACCCGAAUCGAAAGAUUUGGGUUGAAACCUGUGAGCGCAGGAGCGGCGCUGUGUGCCUUUUUGAACAGCAGGGCGAACAGCGGGUGGAAAGCGCGUUCGAGUGGAAGGCAGGGAACGAGGAGCCAUGAGAGAAUACAAAGUAGUCGUGCUGGGCUCUGGUGGUGUGGGGAAAUCAGCAUUGACUGUUCAGUUUGUCACUGGGUCUUUUAUCGAGAAAUAUGACCCUACAAUAGAGGAUUUCUACAGAAAAGAGAUCGAAGUUGACUCGUCGCCUUCAGUGUUGGAAAUCCUGGACACGGCGGGGACGGAACAGUUCGCAUCGAUGCGAGAUCUGUACAUCAAAAACGGGCAGGGAUUCAUACUGGUGUACAGUCUGGUUAAUCAACAGAGCUUCCAGGAUAUCAAACCGAUGAGGGAUCAAAUUAUUCGAGUCAAAAGGUACGAGAGAGUGCCCAUGAUCUUGGUUGGGAACAAGGUGGAUUUGGAAGGCGAGCGAGAGGUCUCUUCCGGGGAAGGCAAAGCCCUAGCGGAUGAGUGGAACUGUCCGUUUAUGGAAACUUCAGCCAAAAAUAAAGGCUCGGUCGACGAACUGUUCGCAGAGAUUGUCAGACAAAUGAACUAUGCUUCAACUCCAAAUGGGGACGACCAGUGCUGCUCAUCAUGUGUCAUUCUUUAGAUGAAAAUUCACUAUAUUUUUAAGUUUGCAAUGUGUGUUGCAGGAAUUCUAACUUGAGCUCUACGUGUGUCUCCUUGGCUUUGGAAGGAGCACAAAUUCCGUAAUGGAGGUGAGACCAUCGCAGGAGUUCACUCUUGAGGAAUUCUGUUUGGAGUAGGCCCAAUCCAUGCAGCUCUUAGUGUAGCCUACACACCACUGAAGUCAACACAAGACUGAGCGCUCCGCCCGUCUCGGCCUGCACUCCUAACUGGAACUUUUACCUUACAACGGAUGGUGACGGAGCUGGACAUAACCACGAAAGUUUUCCUCAUUGGAGGAAGGAAUAAGUAGUCAUUAAGUGCUGCGCAUGACUUGGGUCGAACAGUGUAAACUUGCCCUCUCCCCCUGCUAUGUAAAGCUCUACAGUACUUUCAGAUUUUUGACGGAGACGUCAGUUCAUUGAAACCACUGUUUUUCAGUCAGUGCCACCCCCAUUUUUCUCAGCGUUCACGAAGACUUGACUGGAGUGACGUGGGACGUCAGUGUUGCGUUCUUACGUCGAGUGCCUUCCAAAAAUCAGCUAUUCCCAUGGAGGUAUUAUAAGAACUGGAGAGAGGGACUAAGUCCCGCCCCCAUUCAUUUCAAUGGCCGAUGCUAGGCUAGCUACUUCAGCCAAAAAAGUUUGAAAUUGGCCGCAGCCAUCUUUGAGAAAAUGGCGUUCCAUGGGUGUCCAUUUCCGUCACCAGCUAUAAUGAGCCAAUUAGGUUCCACGUUACAACGAGACAACAUAGGUACAUCGUUGAUGAAGAUUGGAGAGUGAGAGAAGGUGUUCGUGAACGCGCUCCUAUCGUUACAGGCGCAAAUGUAUUUAAUUAUUUGAGUUGGGAUGGUGGUGGAGAAGUUUGCCCCUUGUCUCGAAAUCCUAUAAUGUGAUAUUCAUAUGUCAUGAUAUAAUAAACAUGGCGAGUCAAUAUUGAGCAAGAAUUCACUUAGCAUACACAUAGGCUAAAUAUGAUCCCCACAGUAAAUGCUUUGAACUAACUGUAGCCGUUAUGUGCGCAAUAGGCUGUCUACCCGACGAAAAUGACUCUUAAUAAGUAGACAUGGGAUGUAAGAAACGUGUGGAUACCAGAUAUGCUAUUUGUGCUGCACCCAGUGUGAAUUUGCAGUUUAAACCUACAUUUGUAGACAGACGAAAUGAAGCCAACGCAUAUUAUAGGCUUACCGGUAGAAGCGCGCAUCCAUGUUAUGUUUCGAGCAGCAUGCAUUUUGCGGUCACUGUCGGAAACUUUUGCCGUUAUCUACUGUAGGCUGUGACCCCCAACGCUGCCUUGUUAUGAACUAGGCUACAGGUCUGCAGCUGAGCGUUUUAAAAUAGUUUUCAUAGCCUAGCCUACACGACAGCGAGUAGGUUAAUAAUUGGGUUUAGUUAGAGAAUUUCUUCGCAUUUCCUAGAAUGUCUUAUCAUUCCUAGCCAACGCAUACAUAGUCUAAUGCAAAUAAUAGUAACCUAUUAGAACGACAUUUGCUUUUUUUCUUUUAUUCACAAAGCCUGGUAUAAUGAUAAUCCACAGGCAUCAAGUAUCGGUAACUUAAUCCUAAUCGUCAGUCAUUUUUUAAUGUCUUCUAGAAUGCGUUAUCAACAUGGACGCGCGAGGACGCUCGUGCCGAAAUCGAAACUCGUGCAUGAGCUGAGACAGCUCGUGAAUGAGCUGUCUCGUGCAUGCGCUGGUGCCGGAUAUGGUACAACCACGGAACGCCAUUUUUUCAAAGAUGUCGGCGGCCAAAUGACAUGCUAACUGGCUGAAGCUAACCCUCCAAAUCCUGACCCCCUGGCUAUUCCCGUUCAGUGCCAACGUGAGGGCGUACAAGAAUCUCAUUUUUAAUGGCAAUCCACAAAAGUACUUAAAUGUAACACUUGGUUAUACUUAAGGGGUUGAGAAGACACAGAAGUCCCCUUCUUAAACGAAUUGCAGUUUUCUCCUUUCACUUACAAUCUUUUAAUUUGGCCUUAUUGUUUUUGUUUAAGGUUGGUCUAGCCUAGAUAUGGCCAAAUUUCAUUUGAAACACAGGUACUGAAAAUCAACCAGUUUACUCAACAAAACCUCAUUUAAGCAAUUUAAGUCAAAGAUUUUUAUGUUUUGUUUCUCUUUUUGUUUUAACAAGAAAUGUGAUGUAACAUUGCAAUUCUAAUACGAUUGUAAGUUUAAUUUGGGAUCAGCUUUUUAACAGCUGUUUGUGUUUAAAGACUUUUAAUACAAAUUGCAUUUGUAAAAAAACAGCAUACCUGUGGUUGACCUCUGUUUUCAAUUCAUAGUGUGUGUAGGGAACAGGGAAUUCAGACAUAUAACAUAAUUCUGCAGGACCGGAUGGAAAGAAACAACUAGAAGGCCAUUUGUAUUGCUCUGAUAUUAAAUGUCAGGUAGGCUAUGUGGGGAAGGCACCCCAGACUGUGACCUAAAGUGUUCGAGGAACCUAAUUGUUUGAUGUAAGUUUUCCCUUAUGCUAAAUCCCAUGAAGACGUGCAAUUUGUGCCAAACUAUGUUUUGAAGAAUGCUUAAUAUAUAUUUAUGUUUCAACAUGCAAUAGGUGCCUCAAUGGUUUUACAUUGGGUGUAUGGCAUGUGACUAAUACGAACACUUAGAUGGAGGAUUUGCUUUCACAUACCACCCUGCAGGUCUAGUUCGUAUUAAUGACCCAGAAAUUAAAUGCCUUUGUGUAAUGGUAGCUAACCCAAUAACUAUAAGGUAAAGAGCUUUUUCUCCAUAGACUUAGCUUAUCUUACCAGUUGGAUUUCUAGGUAGCCAUACAGUAGGUCAGUGCUCUAGGGGAUUUGCAAAGUGGUCAAUGAGGGUGAAUAUCCCUCUAUGUAGGCAUGGCAAAAUCUGUAUCGCAGACAUUUUGAAGUGUAUACAUUUAAGAAAAACUUAUAUUGUAAUUAAUUACUGGCUGAAAACAUGCGACUUGUGAUGGUGUUCCCACCACUGUUUACUAAUUGAGGAAAUCGUCAGUUGGUGAACUGUUUGUGUACAGUGGAUGUUCAUGCUUUUGGGAUGUGGAAGUUUGCGCAGCCAGACAAAUAUAUCUUAUUACUCUGCUGUAUAUGAGAUGGCAUUGACUCUUUCACUUGUGCACAUUUCUGAGGCAGUUCCCAGUUCUCCAUAGAGAGACAACUGGUUCCUUAACAGGAUGUAUGCAUCACAUUUAGAAUGUGUGGGUGGUGUGUGUAUAAGUGUGCACUUUCCUCUCUUCCCCAGCAGUCCUGAUCACUGUCUAGUCUUUGCACAGAAUUGAAGGGUGUUCUCUUUUGCAAGCUGUUGGCUGCCAUUACAGGGUAUUUUGCUAUGUCUUUUUAGGACUGGAAUGUUGUCCUUGAGUCCCAUUUGGAAUUGCUACUCAUAUUAUAAUCUGAUCUCUGUGAGUGUUCUGACUGUGAGAGGACCUAUUGCCCUCAGUCUUGGGUCUCUCAUUUCAGUUAUUUCUUUAUGAAUGUAUGUCUAUCUAAGGAGGUGCUGGAUUAUCAAAUGAGACCAGAACAGAUGUGUGCACUGUAGUUGAGUCCAGUGGUUAACAGAAUGGUGUGUGGAGUGUUAGGGAACAUGGCGAAGGGUGAGGAGAGGGUGUGUUGGGUUUUGACGUGUGACUGUAGUUGUUUUGACAGACCAGUGAAUACAUGGUUGCAUUUCAAGGGUACUGUUUCUGGAGAACGCCCAUGAGAAAGGGCUGCCCAUUUAUUGCCUUUCUAGUUGGGGACAGAUAUGCAGCAGACGUCUUUGUUGUACAAGUGAGCCUGUGAUCGACAAGACCUCAGAGCUCCUGUGACUUUGUGCACUGGGAAUACCCUAAAAUUCCAGUCAUUUUUGUAAUUCCUGGCACUCCACUGCCCGGGCUUGUCUGAGCUGCUGACCUUACUGUUGGAAAAAGGGCUUGUCCAAACACAGUCCAGGCCUGGCCCCUCCCAAGAUGUGCGCCUCCACUGUAAAACUCCUCUGCUGUGUGGUAGUACUGCAUCAUGGCAGGCUCACCAUGGAAUAUUCUCUGUGGCAGAUUCAAAUGCUUGAAGCAAACGGAACAGUGUUGUGAAAACAGCAAAUGGUGUGGUCAGGAUGGUAUGAGGGUAAUGAUGUCGGGUCAAUCUAAGAAGCUGACCAUUAUAUCUGAUGAUUUCUUGGUCUACCACAGUCACAUGUGUACUUGUAGGAAUGUGUUGUUGAGGUGGUUUCUUGGCAGUAUGUCAUGCUGAGUUUUGUAGGAAAUGAAAGAAAUUAAACCAGUUUUGAUAAGCGUAAGUA